Messenger RNA from Cephus cinctus (wheat stem sawfly), 1562 nucleotides. RefSeq names its product calumenin (gene scf). The transcript is spliced from 4 exons. Lineage: Eukaryota; Metazoa; Arthropoda; Insecta; Hymenoptera; Cephidae. Gene Ontology annotation, molecular function: calcium ion binding. Gene Ontology annotation, cellular component: endoplasmic reticulum. The record is from RefSeq and is a predicted model, not a curated record. Bases 230 to 1201 code for a protein of 323 amino acids.
CCAAGCGGAGCGCCGCGACGCCUUCGGACGUCUAACGCGCGGCCAGACAUGAGAAAAGUGGGGGAGGGAAGACGCCCGGCGUCAAAGCUUGAGCUUUGAUGAUGUGGAAGCUGGAUGAGAGCCGAGAGAACAUCACUGGACUACUGGUUACGCGGCAUUUAAUAACUCGCUGCAUGUGUUCUAUGCAUUGAGAUACUUAAUUUCUAAAUUCUACGUGUACUUUAAAAGAAUGGCACGAUUCUUCGAAUUUUUUGGACUUUUUGUCCUGUUUGUUAUUGCACAAGCUAUUCCCAAGCCUGAAGAUGAACAGAAAAAUCGUGUGUUGGAUAAGGAUCUUAGUGAACAGGAGCACUUUGUAAACUCACAACAUAAUCCUGAUUACGAUCAUGAAGCCUUUCUUGGUGAGGAUGCAAAGACUUUUGAUCAGUUAACCCCAGAAGAAAGUACUCGUCGCUUGGGAAUCAUUGUUGACAAGAUUGACAAGGAUAAGGAUGGUUUUGUUACUCAGGAAGAACUAAAGGAUUGGAUUAAAUACACGCAACAGCGUUAUAUUCGUGAUGAUGUUGAGCGACAAUGGAAGUCGCACAAUCCUGAUGACAAGGAGAAUCUACCAUGGUCUGAAUACCGUACAAUGGUUUAUGGAUUUAUGGAUGAGGUUAAUGAAGACAAGAACAAGUCCGAGGAUGAAGGAUUUUCAUAUGCAGUAAUGUUGAAACGAGACCGAAGAAGAUGGUCUGUUGCUGAUAAAGAUGGAGAUGAUGCUCUAACAAAGGAGGAAUUUAGUGCAUUCCUACAUCCAGAAGAAUAUGACCACAUGAGAGACGUUGUUGUAUUGGAAACGAUGGAAGAUAUUGAUAAGGAUGGAGAUGGAAAAGUAUCUCUGGCUGAAUACAUUGGUGACAUGUAUCGGGGAGGAGAAGAAGACGAAGAACCAGAGUGGGUGAAAAAUGAGAAGGAGCAGUUCUCCAGUUACCGUGAUAAGGAUGGAGAUGGUUUUAUGAACAACGAAGAAGUGAAAAACUGGAUCAUUCCAGCAGAUUUUGAUCAUGCUGAAGCGGAGUCAAGGCAUUUGAUAUACGAGGCCGACACCGAUGCCGAUCAAAAACUUACUAAGGAUGAAAUUCUGGAGAAAUACGAUAUCUUUGUAGGCUCCCAGGCUACAGACUUUGGCGAGGCACUUGCUCGACAUGAUGAGUUCUAACAAGGAUGAUGGUGAAUAAUUUCUAGGGCAUUCAUUGGCCGCUUCGAACAAAUACGUUUUGCCGCAAUAAUUUUUGUGACUAAGGACUCUGUGAAGAAAGAAAGGCACUCCGCGCCUUUGAAAAUUCGUUAGGCAUUUAUUUAGGCAUUUUUAAUUAUUCUCUUCAUAUUAUUCUUGUAUUUAACUUUAUACUAAUUCGCUCCUUUUUACUCUUACUCAUGAAAUCUCAUUCAAAAUCUCUUAAUAUAUAUUCUGUCGAAUUACUUCAUAAGUAAAUCGUUAUAUUGUCUACUACUAACUCAUAAGUCGCCGAUAAAUAAAUGUGCAUAUUUUAAUAAUAGAUUGACUGUUAAACUGGAAA